Molecule: messenger RNA, 709 nt
Organism: Ciona intestinalis (vase tunicate)
Lineage: Eukaryota; Metazoa; Chordata; Ascidiacea; Phlebobranchia; Cionidae
Source: RefSeq
UUUUAACAAAACAGGUUGAUUUGAAACUUGUAUUAUGGAACUCAGUAUGCAUCAGGAUCCUAUAGAUGAUUGGUUGAUGGAAUUAUUACGAGAAAAUGAAUGCGGUACCGACAGUAACGAUUUCCAAGAACAGCAACUUGUAAAGAAAACUGAUGUUUUUUCUACAACUGCACAACAACACGCACAACUUGAGAGUAGUGAAAACAUUUAUCCCUCUAUAGCCUCACAGGUUCGACCGUUUACCAGAAACAACGCAAAUAUUUAUCAUAGCCAGGAGCAAUGUCCAAAGUUUCCAAACACCCACCGUCAUGCGUUUGGAAAGCAACGUAACGAAAGAAACCCGUUAACCAAUGUGUGUCUCAACAAACAGCAUACAAACCAAAAACCAGACUCUUGUGUUCCAAAAAAUCGAUAUUAUCGGACUUUAAAAUUAAAAUCAAAGCGACAAACCGCUAGUGAAAGAGAACGGUUAAGAAUGCAGAAAAUUACUGAACAGUUAAUGACUCUGAAGCACCACCUACCAGAUCACUAUUUUCGGAAUGAUAAUCCGUCAAAAGUCCAAAUUCUAAGGAAAUCUAUUUCUUACAUACACACUCUUUCGAAAUUAUUACAAGAAGGAAAAACGUAGUCGAACGUAAAUACCGUCAUUUUAUGGUUAAUUUGCUGACAAGUGUUUGCAUUUAAAAUAAAUAAACAGUUUUAUUCUAAA